This is a messenger RNA of Elgaria multicarinata webbii, 1543 nucleotides long. RefSeq names its product snake venom vascular endothelial growth factor toxin ICPP-like. The record is from RefSeq and is a predicted model, not a curated record. The coding region runs from base 113 to 688 and encodes 191 amino acids. Gene Ontology annotation, molecular function: chemoattractant activity; growth factor activity; vascular endothelial growth factor receptor binding. The transcript is spliced from 7 exons. Gene Ontology annotation, biological process: positive regulation of protein phosphorylation; vascular endothelial growth factor signaling pathway; positive regulation of mast cell chemotaxis. NCBI's taxonomy places the organism in Eukaryota, Metazoa, Chordata, Lepidosauria, Squamata, Anguidae. Gene Ontology annotation, cellular component: membrane.
CUGAAUGCCUGCUGGCCGCGCUCGGCCCCGGGGCCCCGCUGGGCCAGUCCGGAGCCGGGCCAGCCCGGAGCCCCGCUCGGCCGCCAGCCCGCGCCGCCCCAGUUGAUCCGGGAUGCCGCCCAGCGCCGCGGGCUACCUGCUGGCCGCGGCCGCCUUCUGCGGCUUGCCCCGCGCCCAGCCGGUGUCUUCUUCCGACCAGUCAGCAGGUGUGGUGCCCUUUGAGGAAGUGUGGCGACGCAGCUACUGCCGGGCCCGGGAGACCCUGGUGGACGUCCUGCAGGAGUUCCCCCACGAAGCGGAGCACAUUUUCAAGCCCCCGUGCGUCCCCGUCUGGCGAUGUGCCGGGUGCUGCGGGGAUGAGAGCCUGGAGUGUGUUGCCUUGGAGACCCGCACAGUCGAACUGCAGGUGGUGCGGGUGAGUCCCAUCCUGGGCACUACUCGGCAGGAAGAGCUGAAGUUCACGGAGCAUACGCGGUGUGUUUGCAGGCCUCGACGAAAACGUUUGAAAAGUGAGAGGAGCCACCGGAUAGGGGCCAAGAGGAGACCUCGGGAGCCGAGCUCUACGUCUUCCACCCCACUCUGCAAACUCCCUGUUGUGGGGAGGAAAGAUGCUCCGGACGGAGACCAGGAGGAAGGGCUGGCAGAAACCCAGACUGUGCCUCAGCCGAGAAGAGCCACUUUCCCUUGAAGGUGGAACCCAUGUGGCUGGAAGGGGCCACGUGAAAAACUGGCCCUGGAGGCCUGUGAAUUGCCGCUCACCUUCACAGCCCUGCCUGUGGAUUGUCCAUGGGUGGCCGCUUGACACUGGGGGUGGGGGACACAUGUCCUCCAUAGGGGGGUAUGAGUGGAAGCCAAGCAGUAUUGGUCACUCACCAGUCCCCAAGUUUCUAUGGCAUAUAUAGGAAUUUGUUUCUUCUGAUGAUAAUGAUGACGACCCAAGGAGGGGUUCAAUUUAUGCACUAAAAAGGCCCUUUGCAAAGCAUUCCUGUCCUGUCCCAAGAGUGCCUCUUUGCCUUUUAUUUAUAAUGCAUCACCCUUAUGUCUAACACACACUGCUGUUCUAUGAAUGAGUGUUUGUGUGUGUGUGUGUGUGAGUGUGUGAGAAAGAGAGACGGAGACAGAGUGUGUGAGUAUGUUCACACAAGGGGCACAGCUUUAGCUUUAAAUGGCUUUUAACAUAAUAGUACCUGUAAUCUUUCUUACAUAUUAUAUUUUAAAAAUUGUGUUUUAUAUGCCUUGCCAUCAGGGAAACUGGGAAAAUCGAAUGAUUCGUUUUUAAAAUAGAAGACAAUGUAACUUAGGCCUGUCUGGAAGCCAAACAGUUCUGCUCUGGUUAAAACAACAACACGGCAUUUCAACUGGGGAAUCCUAUAGACGAAAAGUACUAGGAAAACACAAGUAUGGCCAAGGCAUCCGUCGUGAUUGCUCCAACAAUGGACACAAGCUACUUUGAAAGACGUGUACCCCAAGUUGAGUAAACUGUGGAUCCAUGUGUUUUAUGUGUACAUUGUGGGUGGCUGAGAACAGCUUCACAACAAAAAGA